AUGAGUGUCUCAGAGAAUAAUUCCCCUGCCCCAGGAACAUUUAAGACAGCUACUGCGACUCCAACUCCAUUAAUCAUUGCCGGAGACAGUAGCAGACACGACAGCAAUAUUGCUGUUCCUUUAAAUACAUUUGAAUCAAUUAUUCCAAUUCCAGUAGCAGUGUCGAGGAAACAAUCUGGUGGUAUUCUAACAGGUCCCUUAGCCAACCCAACCUCUCUACAAUAUUCUUUAUCUAAUUUAAAUAUUUUCCAAAAUUUACCUUCAGAGACUCAGCAUGGUGUUGAUGAUCUAACUAGAAUGAAGAUGGCUAUGUUAAGUACUGUUCCAACUGAAGUAAAAUGGGCUCUAAAGAAAUACUUGGCUUAUAGUAACAAAGCUCCAUAUAUGAUUAGUUUGAAGAAUUUACCCGAAUUAUUACCAUCUUUUUCAUCGUUUGUUGUGGCUAUGAAACCAUUAAUAGAAAAUUUCAAUGAACCAAUUAUUGUUGAUGAACAAAAGAUGACUAUCUUACAAAACGGGAUUAAUGGAUUAUUGAUCUUGAGAAAUUUAGCACAAGAUAUGGAUUCUAUUCAAAUUUUAAUAAAAGAUGAAUCAAUUAAAGACUUUAUCCUAUAUAUGUUAAUAAAAUUUAAAGAAAAUUUGUGUGGUGAUUCAAAAUGGGUUGUUUAUCAAUCGAAUACAUCCUAUUUCAAUGAAUUGAUUCAUUAUGUGGUUGAUUUAAUGGAAGCCAUCUCUACUUAUUUAGCACCAGCUGGCAAGGAUAAUAAAUAUUUCCAAAAUUUGGUUCAAAUUUUGAAUAAAACUAAAGAUAGAUAUAUUAUUAUCUCCAUAUUGAGAUCUUUAUCUCGUCUAUUGGUAAGAUCAAAGGAAGAUGAAGAAAGUGCAGCUGAUAAUUUAGACGAGGAGACUUUAACUUAUAUUGUAUCAUUUUUAUUGAUAGAUUGUGAUUCUGAAUUAAUUAUAGCUUCCUUAGAUUUCUUAUAUCAAUACAUUUUACCGGGGAGUUCGAGAAUUAAUAUUUUAUUGAAUGAAAUUCAUCGUUUUGCUACUUUAAGUACAGUGCUACCAAAACUACUUACUUAUAAUGUCAAGAUUCCAAAUUAUUCUUUGUUAUCUAAUCAAAAGAUCAAAUUAAUAAAGAGAAUCAGAUCGGCUCCACCAAAGAAUUCACCAACUUUAUCAGAUGAAUUAUUCCAAGAAUUAUUGAAAUUAAAUGAACCAAUGAGAUCAACUGCAUGGUUAAGAUGUUGUUAUGAGCCUGUAUCAGAUGCCGAAGUGAAACAAAUUACUCUUUGGAGAUCUUACGAAUCAUUAUUUAAUACAAAGGUUAAAGAAUCUGGAAGAAAACUUCUACCAGCAGUUGAAUUCAUAAAAAAUGUAUCGAAUGCAUUUAAUAAUGCAUCUGCCAUGGUGGUAACAGAUCCAAAGACAGGUAAGAAGAGAUUCGUCAUUAAGGGUGUCCAACCAAGACCAAAUGCAUUAUCCAUAGAAGAUGGGAAUCUUGCCUCUAGGAAGUCGGUCUCAAACAAACAAAGAUCAAAAUUCCUAAGUCAAUCUGGUGCUAUUAAAGAGGCGCAACAAGAACCUCUGCCAGAAAUAACUUUUCCAAAACGUUUGACAGAUGUCUCAAAGGUCGCCGCCACAUUCAUAUGUCUUAUAUCUAAUGAUGAUAAAAGUAGUGGUAGUGAACUAUGUAAAAAAAUCAAGCCUGUUGUGCUUCAUAAAUUGGCUGAUGUGCCGCCUUUAAGUUCAGCAUUGUCAGAAUAUCUCGACAAUACGCCAAGUAUAUAG
Maudiozyma saulgeensis is the source of this 1791-nucleotide messenger RNA. The record is from the annotation of a GenBank genome assembly. NCBI's taxonomy places the organism in Eukaryota, Fungi, Ascomycota, Saccharomycetes, Saccharomycetales, Saccharomycetaceae.